Messenger RNA from Rotaria sp. Silwood1, 482 nucleotides. The record is from the annotation of a GenBank genome assembly. NCBI's taxonomy places the organism in Eukaryota, Metazoa, Rotifera, Eurotatoria, Philodinida, Philodinidae.
GAGCAAAUAUCCAGGGAGCAAUUGACAUAGGAGAGCAAGUGUCCGGGAAGCAAUUGUCCUUGGGGAGCAACUGUCCUUGGGGAGCAAAUGUCACGAGAGCAAAUGUCGCGGGAGCAAUUGUCGCUGGAGAGCAAUUGUCCGGGGAGCAAUUGUCGCGGGAGCAAUUGUCCGGGGAGCAUCAUUCAUGGAUUCAUGGAUCAGCGGUAAUUUGAUAAGUUACAUUCUAGUGCUACGAAGUUUCUUAUCACUAGCUUUUCUCAAACCUUUCAACUUACUCUUUACAUGCAGUUCCCCAGUUUAUACAUCUUCUACCGCCACAGCAUUUUCUUGCACAACAACCAUCUCCACAACAACCUGCACCUGCUGGACAAAUUCGUCCACCGCCACAACAAAUUGAACCAGGUGCACCACAGAUGGAACCGUCGCAACAAACAUCGCAACAAUUGUCUCCACAACACACUUUUCCUUCUGGACAACAAUGA